This is a messenger RNA of Penicillium daleae, 270 nucleotides long. RefSeq lists its product as uncharacterized. The record is from RefSeq and is a predicted model, not a curated record. Lineage: Eukaryota; Fungi; Ascomycota; Eurotiomycetes; Eurotiales; Aspergillaceae. Bases 1 to 270 code for a protein of 89 amino acids. The transcript is spliced from 2 exons.
AUGUUCAAUGUAUGUGCCAUUGCUGCUAGCUCCGCGGAGAACGGAUUUUGCUCUGAUCUUGCACCCAAUGUCACGGAAAAGGUCUUCAGUUUCAAUUUCCGAUACCGAGGUGGCUGUUUCUCGCCAAACAACCUCUGUAAACUGGCGGCACAAGCUACGAGUGGUUGGUCGCCUUCCCGCUAUUGCUCCUCGCUUUCGUCCUUCGCUCAACAAUCACUCACAAAAAUGAAGAUAGUGGCUAAGGGAAAGGAUGCGAACACAGAACCCUAG